Molecule: messenger RNA, 711 nt
Organism: Vitis riparia (riverbank grape)
Lineage: Eukaryota; Viridiplantae; Streptophyta; Magnoliopsida; Vitales; Vitaceae
Product: D-galacturonate reductase-like
Exons: 3
Cellular component (GO): cytosol
Molecular function (GO): aldose reductase (NADPH) activity
Source: RefSeq, a predicted model, not a curated record
AUGGCUUUAAUGGUGCCCAAGGUGUCCAUCGGCGCCAAUGGCCGAGCCAUGCCCGUUAUUGGGAUGGGCACUGCAUCAUUGUCGCCAGAGGCCAUGCUCGAAGCUAUUAGAAUUGGCUACCGCCAUUUCGACACUGCUUUCGUGUACGGGUCGGAGCAGCCUCUUGGCGAAGCAAUUGCCCAAGCCCUGCACCUAGGGCUCAUCAAAUCCAGGGACGAGCUAUUCAUCACUUCGAAGCUCUGGUGCACCUCUGCCGAGAAAGACCUUGUCGUGCCCGCCAUCAAGAAAAGCCUCGGGAAUCUUCAACUGGAAUACCUUGAUCUGUUUCUGAUACACUGGCCGCUGAGGCUGAGCAAAGAAAUGCGCCAAAUACCAGUUCCAAAAGAAGAUCUUCUUCCGAUUGACAUAAAGUCGUUGUGGGAAGGCAUGGAAGAGUGCCAGAAUAUGGGGCUCACCAGAGCCAUAGGCGUUAGUAAUUUCUCCCGUAAGAAGCUUGAGGAGCUCAUUUCCACUGCCAAGAUCCUGCCGGCGGUCAAUCAGGUGGAAAUGCACCCAAUGUGGCAGCAAAAGGAAUUGGUUGAUUUCUGCAAGACGAAGGGUAUUCAUGUCACUGCCUACUCUCCUUUAGGUGCAAUAAGCACUUCAAAGAGAAACAACCAAACGGUGACAUCUAGCCUCGUGGAAGAGAUAGCCAAGGCCCAUGGCAAAACU